Molecule: messenger RNA, 3308 nt
Organism: Lagenorhynchus albirostris (white-beaked dolphin)
Lineage: Eukaryota; Metazoa; Chordata; Mammalia; Artiodactyla; Delphinidae
Gene: TYW3
Product: tRNA-yW synthesizing protein 3 homolog
Exons: 6
Coding region: 83-871 (262 amino acids)
Biological process (GO): tRNA methylation
Cellular component (GO): cytoplasm
Molecular function (GO): tRNA methyltransferase activity
Source: RefSeq, a predicted model, not a curated record
CGGCCACCACUGGCUUCAAUAUGGCUGCCCCCAAGGAAAGGCGGGGUUAGUGUGAAAGUACAGACCCUGACUCCCUCGUCGCAUGGAUCGUAGCGCAGAGUUCAGAAGAUGGAAGGCGCAGUGUCUGAGCAAAGCGGACCUCAGCCGGAAAGGCAGUGUGGACGAGGAUGUGGUAGAGCUUGUGCAGCUCCUAAAUGGGCGAGAACAGUUUUUCACCACCAGUUCCUGCGCUGGCCGCAUCAUCCUCCUAGACCGGGGUAUAAAUGGUUCUGAUGUUCAGAAACAAAACUGUUGCUGGCUACUGGUCACACACAAACCCUGUGUGAAAGAUGAUGUGAUUGUAGCCCUAAAGAAAGCGAAUGGCGAUGCCAUUUUGAAAUUUGAACCACUUGUUCUUCAUGUGCAGUGUCGACAGUUGCAGGAUGCACAGAUUCUGCAUUCAGUGGCAAUAGAUUCUGGUUUCAGGAACUCCGGCAUAACAGUGGGAAAGAGAGGAAAGACUAUGUUGGCUGUCCGGAGCACACAUGGCUUAGAAGUUCCAUUAACCCAUAAAGGAAAACUGAUGGUGACAGAGGAAUAUAUCAACUUCCUGAUAAAGAUAGCAAAUCAAAAAAUGGAGGAAAACAAGAAGAGAAUUGAAAGGUUUUACAACUGCCUACAACAUGCUUUGGAAAAAGAAACUAUUUCUAUGACCUCAUAUCCCAAAGAGAAAAUCAAAGAGAAAAAUAACUCAUCAUAUACUCACAAGAAUAAAAGAAACCCAGGAAAAGCAUGUGGCAAAUAUAUUACUGAAGAAAAUAAUAAAGAACUUGAAAAUGAUGAUCAUGAUGAUCCAGGAAUCAGUGUUACUAUCUUCCCUGAAGAUUACUGAGAUUUGGUUCUGAAGUGUCUUGGUAGAAUAAUGUUUCUAAUAGAUAUUCUAAAGCUGCUCUUUAUAGGAGUAUUUUAGUUAGUUGAGUGUAUCAGCCUUUCAGAAAAACAAGAUUUAAUUUUUCUCUAUAUUUUAGGGAAACCCUUAGCUUUUAAAAAUAGCUGUGUAUAAUAUCAAUAUUUGCUCUUAAAUACCAUUGUUUUUAGUCACAUAGUCAUGGCAAAAAUAAAAUUAUGAUUUUUAAUGCUUAUCCUUAAGUUUCAGUUUCUACUUCUGUAAAACAGAAGAACUAUAAUACCCUUUCAAGAGAGCCUUAACAUUAGGAAUAUUAGAGUAUAGGUCCUACAGUAGGACCUUGUUUAUCCAUUCUAUAUAUAAUAGUUUGCCUCUGCUAAUCCCAAACUCCCAAUCCUUCCCUCCUCUGCUCCUCUCCCCCUUGACAACCACAAGUCUGUUCUCUAUGUCUGUGAGUCUAUUUCUGUUUCAUAGAAAAGUUCAUUUGUGUCAUAUUUUAGAUUCCACAUAUAAGUGAUAUCAUAUGUUAUUUGUCUUUCUGACUUCACUUAGUAUGAUAAUCUCUAGGUCCAUCCAUGUUGCUGCAAAUGGCAUUAUUUCAUUCUUUUUAUGGCUGAGUAAUAUUCCAUCGUGAAUAUGUACCACAUCUUUAUCCAUUCAUCUGUCAAUGGACAUUUAGGUUGUUUCCAUGUCUUGGCUACUAUAAGUGCUGUUAUGAACAUAGGGGUGCAUGUAUGUUUUUGAAUUAUAGUUUUGUCUGGAUAUAUGCCCAGGUUUACUCCUUUUUUCUAUCAUGGCUCUGAACUCUCUCUUUGGCCUUUAAAGUAAGAUACUAAUAUUUCCCUUAGUCAUUUUGAGUCCUCCAUCUUCUUGCCAUCCUGCAACAUUUGGCCCCAUUAACACUCUUAGACCCCUGAAUCUGCCCUUUCAUCAGCAUCCUGAAUGCUUUCUUCUCAAUCAUUUCCCUGUUUAUAGUGAAUCAUCAGUUAUUUUUCUCUCCAGCACUUUAAUAUUUUUCAACAUUUAUUGCACCUUAGAAUCAUCUUUAGAACCUUGAAAAAAUGCAGAAAAGACCUGAGAAUCUCCAGGGAUAAGCACGUGUAUUUUUUCUUUUAAAGCUCUCAAGUCGUUCUCUAAUUGGAAACUAAAGGGUAAUAACGCUGUAGGCAUUCCCAAGUUUCUGUCUUUGGCCUUCAUCUUGCAUUCCUGUCUGCACCCCAGCUAACUCAUCCAUCCCAGUAGCCUUCACCUCUGAGACAAUGACUCCCGCCUCUCCUGUCCUGGUCUGUCUCCUAUGCUCUGACUAACUGCUGGGCCUCACCAGUAGAGCUGUUACUUUUCAAGUGUUCUCUUGACUGUUUCCUGGUUCUUUGGCUAGAGAAAGCAGACUUUUGUUGGGGCUUUUUGUUUGUUUGUUUGAGCCCAUUGACAUUUCCGGGUUGCUGGCUUUUCCAAUGCCCAGUCUGGGAUAUGUGAGGUAAAAAGAAAACCCAGGGAACUCACAAUUAUGUUGUUCUUUAGGUCCCCAAAUCCCUAGCUGGUCUACCUUUCCCUUGUCACCUCUCAGAGUCUUCUUAUGUUUAUUCUAUACAUAGUGUCCAGAGUUUUUAUUUUUAUUUUUGGCUGUGCUGCGUGGCUUGCAGGAUCUUCGUUCCCCAACCAGGGACUGAACCCAGGCCCCAGCAGUGAAAGUGCCAGGUCCCAACCACUGGACCGCCAGGGAAUUCCCUGUCCAGAGGUUUUAGUUGCACUUAGUGAAAGGAAUAGAAAAAAGUAUAUCUACUCCAUCUUCCAGAAUCAGAAGUCUAAUAUAUUUUUUAAAUUAAUAAUAUUAUCACAUCAUGGGGUAUUGUUGAGGAUACCUCUGGAACCCAUCCAGAUUGCCCAGAUAAUAUAAUCUACUUAGUGCUGUGCCCCAUCUCCCAGUUUGUAUGCUUGGCUGUUCUUGCCUCAGGCUGCUGGAGCAUCUUCAUUCUAAAAUAGAGGAGAAGAAGCCUGGGAGUCUGUUUCCUGCCCUCUACCCACCGCCACCACACACACACUCACUGUCUCACAGCCAAUAAUGACAAGUGCAGAGUUUCAAAACAGUUCUGUUGCCCAGAAAUGGGAUAAACUUGGAUGUGCAAUUGCCAUUUAAGCUCCCAGCAGCAUCAGGCUAAGGCUGGGAUGUCACCUUAAUCCUAUCAUGUUUUUCCCACUCCCUUCCCCAUUUCUUCUGGGAGCUCCUGCUUAAUAAAUCACUUGCACUAGAAUGGUGUCUUCUUUUACAAGAACCUGACCUAAAGUACUGAGAUUAUUUUGUCUAUAUUUGAGAAAGUGAUGGCAUAUGUUUAUUAUAAAGAGCUGAUGUUUUAAUGUGCUACAAAUUAUAUCAUUGGUAGUGAUUUAAACUUAUGAGGCAAAUAAAUUUUUAUAUUAAGUA